Molecule: messenger RNA, 3301 nt
Organism: Condylura cristata (star-nosed mole)
Lineage: Eukaryota; Metazoa; Chordata; Mammalia; Eulipotyphla; Talpidae
Gene: ZNF2
Product: zinc finger protein 2
Exons: 7
Coding region: 86-2194 (702 amino acids)
Biological process (GO): negative regulation of transcription by RNA polymerase II
Molecular function (GO): DNA-binding transcription repressor activity, RNA polymerase II-specific
Source: RefSeq, a predicted model, not a curated record
CACCGAAGAGGCGCCGUCUUCCUGGGUCCCGAGCACUGUGUGCCGGAGGGUGAAAUGUCUGGCAAGUUGCCUCAUUGAGUGCUCCAUGGGGGUUAGUGUCGGUGACUGCUACACAGACCUGAUGGCUACUUUCCCAGACGACUCUGCCCCUGUCUACACGGAGAGCACGCAGGAGGGAAUGGCAACUGCGUCUCCAACUGCCAGGUGCCAGGAAACAGUGACAUUCGAGGAUGUGGCCGUGAUUUUCACAGAUGAAGAGUGGAGGCAUCUGGUGCCCAUUCAGAGGGAUCUGUACAAGGAGGUGAUGCUGGAGAACUAUAAGAGCAUUGUCUCAUUGGGACUUCCGGUUCCUCAAGCUGAAGUGAUUUUUCAGUUGAAAAGAGGGGAUGAUCCUUGGAUAACUGAUCUUCAUGGGUCUAAGGAGAGAGAAUGUCCAGAGAAGAUCUCUCUAGACUGUGAAGCUACGCCUGAUAUUCAAGGUGAUUCAGGUGAAGAAAAACCAGAAGGAACACUGAAAGAAAGACCUGGAAGGAAAAGUCCUUUGUGUCCUAAAUUUGAAGAUCUGACUGUGGAGGAUGAGUUGGAGACAGAGGAGGAAAGCCCUGAAGUGGAAGCCUGCAAAAAUUCCCUUUCCCUGGAGGAAAGUUCACAGCAAGAAUCAACCCCUUCCAAGAAAAUUCUCCCUAAAGAGAGAGACCAGGAAUGCAGUGACUGUGGAAAGAGCUUUUUUGAUUACUCAUCCCUCAUCCGCCAUCAGAGGACUCACACUGGAGAGAAGCCUUAUGACUGUCAAGAAUGUGGGAAAGCCUUCAGUCACAGGAGCAGUCUCAGUAGACAUCUGAUGUCUCACACUGGAGAGAUCCCUUAUGAAUGCAACGUAUGUGGGAAAGCCUUUUUUGACCGUUCAUCCCUAACUGUUCAUCAGCGAAUUCAUACUGGAGAGAAGCCCUUUAAAUGCAGCGAGUGUGGCAAAGCCUUCUUUGACCGCUCAUCCCUUACUCGACAUCAGAGAAUUCAUACUGGAGAAAGUCCUUAUGAAUGUAAUCAAUGUGGAAAAGCCUUUAGCCAGAAAAGUAUUCUUACUCGACAUCAGCUAAUCCAUUCUGGCAGGAAGCCUUAUAAAUGUAAUGAGUGCGGGAAAGCCUUUUAUGGUGUCUCAUCACUGAACAGACAUAAAAAAGCUCAUGCAGGAGAGCCUCGCUAUCAGUGCAACCAGUGUGAGAAGGCGUUCUUUGACCGCUCCUCCCUUACCCAGCACCAGAAGAUUCACACUGGAGACAAGCCAUAUGAAUGCAGUGAAUGUGGGAAAGCCUUUAGCCAAAGAUGUCGGCUUACGAGACAUCAGAGAGUCCAUACAGGGGAAAAACCAUAUGAAUGUAAUGAAUGUGGUAAAGCCUUUAGCCAGAGCAUACACCUUACUCUGCAUCAAAGAAUCCAUACCGGAGAGAAACCCUAUGAAUGUCACGAAUGUGGGAAGGCCUUCAGUCACCGCUCAGCCCUGAUUCGGCAUCACAUAAUUCAUACUGGAGAGAAACCCUAUGAAUGUAGUGAAUGUGGAAAGGCCUUUAACCAGAGUUCAUACCUUACUCAACAUCAGCGGAUUCAUACUGGAGAGAAACCUUAUGAGUGUAAUGAAUGUGGGAAGGCCUUCAGCCAAAGCACAUUUCUUACCCAGCAUCAGGUCAUUCAUACUGGAGAAAAACCCUAUAAGUGUAACGAAUGUGGGAAAGCCUUUAGUGACCGUUCAGGUCUUAUUCAGCACCAGAGAACUCAUACUGGGGAGAGGCCUUAUGAGUGCAAUGAAUGUGGGAAAGCCUUUGGCUACUGUUCAGCCCUCACUCAACAUCAGAGAACUCACACUGGGGAGAAACCCUAUAAAUGCAAUGAUUGUGCCAAAGCCUUCAGUGACCGCUCAGCCCUUAUUCGGCAUCAGAGAACACACACUGGAGAGAAACCUUACAAGUGUAAGGAUUGUGGAAAAGCUUUCAGCCAGAGCUCAUCUCUUACAAAACAUCAGAAAACUCAUACUGGAGAAAAACCCUAUAAGUGUAAGGAAUGUGGAAAAGCCUUUAGCCAAAGUUCAUCUCUUUCUCAACAUCAGAAAACUCAUGCUGGAGGGGAAACCAAGGAUUACGGAAAAGCUUUUAGUGGUCAUUCAGCCUUUGGCCAGCAAAAGAGAAUUCAUACUGGAUAAACUGUAAAAUGUGGCACAUUCAGACAGAGUUAUUGAACAUUUGCUAUAUGCAGCAUGGGGGUUUCAACGAAAGUUAAAACUGUUACAAAACAUGUAUUAAUUGAGAAAUCAUUGUUGACAUGGAGCAUAGCUUAGUCAGAAUGUGAAAAAAGAGUUUUACAUUUUUCAAAAUGCUCCAGUGGAGGAGGACAUUGUGAAUUUUCUUAGGGAAAGAGGAAAGUUAUUUCCGACACCUUACUGUGUAGUAAGCUAUCAGAUCCUUGUGAGAAAUGGGGUACGCCAUGGUGAAAAAAGGACAUCUUGACUAGGUAGUCUUAUAACCUAAGGGAUAAAGUUCCAAGAGACAAGGAAAUUGCAGGGGUAGAAAAAGAAAAGGGAUAGAAUUCACAAUGAGUUUGUCCAGGAUGGGGAGUCAAAAUAGAAGGGAAGUUGUACUUAGUCGUAAAUAAAUACAAGGGUACAAUGGAGGCAGAGGGAAGAACAGGGAAAAAGAAUUGGGGAAUGAACUUGAGGUGUUGAUUGAGUUAAUUAACUCAAAUGGGUACUCACAGCCUGGAAACAUAUUAGUCAGACUUGUAGUUGCAAAUUUCCAUGAGGGCAGCUUUCCCUUGAAGCCUGCCAGGGUUGGGUCUCUGCUUCUACAGUUCGUGUCAUUUUGACCCUGCUUAUUGAGAGUCACAUUAACUCCCAAAUGUCAAGGCCUACAUUCUGGAAAGGGAGAGGACAGAUGGGACCUUUGAGGAUUUCAAUUAGUGUAAGCUGUCUUGCUUAGAAUGUGCUUAUUUAUAAAAGUUUACCUCAAUUGUAUGUAGUUUUUACUUUAGAUUUUUUCAUAUCAUAGUAAAAUUUAGUUGUGGACUUGAACUGCAUAUUAGAUUGUACAAAACUUGAAAAGACUUUGAAAUUUUUGCCUUUAACCAUUUUACCCUAGGAAAGAUGACAUCUUUGUAUAUGUAUUUUUUUUCAUUGAAAGUUUGAUUUGAAGGUUAUUAGAAACAUUUUGAAUGCUGUGUUUUUAGUUUUCAUGAAUUUGACUAUGAUGCAUCUUGAUAUGGAUUUCUUGAGUUUCUCCUAUUUGCUGAGCUUCUUGAGGCUGUAGGUUUAUAU